AUGGCUUCGAAACAAGAGGAGAGUAACCCGCAAGACAGCGGUCCCAGUCAACCUCAACGCUCCAUAAGAGCUCCAUGGAGGAGGUUCCUGGGAGUGUCAAUGCGGAGCGAGUCUGAAUCUGAAGAGGAUCUCAAAUGGAGUAAUCGCUCCAAAUGGACGCUGGGCAUCCUGAGUGACAAGGAGACAGACGAGGUUCCCGGAACCGUGCUUCUCCUUGCUUCUAACAGGAAUCAACCUCUGGGGUUGAAGCACCAGCCAGCCCGCACAUCUGCCUCGUCCUUGCCCUCGCCUUAUCCGCCGUCGCGGUCGUCCUCUCGGUCGGUAGUUCCCAAGAAGAGAACACCGGAUGGCCGGAUUGUGCUGGAGCCCCAGCCGGAUGACUCCCUGAACGACCCCCUCAACUGGCCGAAGUGGCGACGAGAUGCCGCCCUGCUGUCGCUCGGCUUCUACUGUAUGAUGGGAGGAGGGAUGACCCCGGUUCUGGCGGCAGGCUUCGGGCAAGUGGCCCAGGACUAUGCCGUGACAACCCAGCAGGUCGCAUACACUACAGGCCUGUACAUGAUGGGCUUGGGCCUGGGCUCCGUGAUCAUGGCUCCGACCGCCAUUCUAUGGGGGAAACGCCCGAUCUAUCUUCUCGGGGCUACACUGUUCAUUUUGUCAGCGGUCUGGUGUGCCCUUUCACCGAACUACCCCAGUUUGGUGGUGGCACGCAUCUUCCAGGGUCUCGCUGUGAGCCCGGUGGAGUGUCUGCCAUCCGCAACUAUCGCUGAGAUCUUCUUCCUGCAUGAACGUGCGUAUCGCGUUGGGAUCUACACCCUCCUGCUUCUUGGUGGGAAGAACCUGGUGCCGUUGGUCAGUGCGGCCAUCAUUGAGAGCCGUGGAUGGCGCUGGGUCUUCUGGGUGGUUGCCAUGAUCGUUGGAGGCUGUCUGCUGUUGCUGUUCUUUUUUGUCCCCGAGACAUUCUGGGAUCGAACGCCUCGACCGCGGGAUCGAUCAAAGCGGCCGAAAGUGUAUCGAAGCGUGUCGGAUUUGGUCCACCACGGCUUUCGGGGCCGGCAUCCCGAACCUCGACCCGCAGGGGAAAAGGCCACUCUGUCCCGGAGCCCGUCCGCGGCGAAGAGGAAGAAGGACGCUCAUGUGGGAUUUGUGGAUAGCGAAGUGAACGAGAAACAGGAAGAGAUGAAGGUUGAUCAAUCUGGUGAGAUGCCGAUUGGUGAGCGUCCUGGAGAUGGAACCAACGUCGGCGAUGCGAAUGCACCUUCGUCUCCGGCACUGCCCAGUCCAGCUCCAGUUUCCCAAGGUCACGCUGCAGCCGGUUCUGACGCAGUCAGCCCGGCACCUGAUCUUGAAGCUGCGCGGCCGGUAUCGUUGUCUCCGCUGCGCAGUGAUUCGGAGGAUCAUGUUGUGACCAUGAACCCCUCCGCGCUGUACACCCACAGGCUUCGUGAACGGCCUCCUGUCCCCUAUAUCCAUACACUCCGGCCGUGGAAUGGUCGGCUGGCACAAGACAAGUGGUUGCGGGUGGCCGUGCGGCCCUUCAUCCUGUUUACGUACCCGGCCGUCCUGUGGUCAGCGCUGGUGUACUCCUUGUCUGUCGGGUGGCUGAUCGUGCUGUCGGAAUCGGUGGCUCACAUCUACCAAGGACGCAAACACAUACAACUUC
This is a messenger RNA of Rasamsonia emersonii CBS 393.64, 1663 nucleotides long. Its product is annotated as MFS transporter. The record is from RefSeq and is a predicted model, not a curated record. The annotation marks the transcript as partial. Gene Ontology annotation, biological process: transmembrane transport. Lineage: Eukaryota; Fungi; Ascomycota; Eurotiomycetes; Eurotiales; Trichocomaceae. The transcript has 3 exons. Gene Ontology annotation, molecular function: transmembrane transporter activity.